AUGGUCGUCGCCGACGUCUUUGCCGGGGCUAUGGCAGCAAGGCAAUUAGCUGGGAGCGAUCGCAUGGCGCGCCGGACCGCGGCGGUAGCGGACUUCGGGCAUGGUGGAGACUUUUCGCCGGCCCCGACACCCGGCCCCGCACUUUUUGGCCGAGCCCCGGAGCUGGCCGCCCGAUCGCUCGAGCCCGACACUUGCGGCAUCGUCACCAUGAGCUCAAACGGCAGGACGGCGUUGACGAUGAUCGCCGCCACCGCCGAGUCUGCGUUUUUCGGCAGCGGCGGUACGGUGACGCAAACCGAUCCAGUGCCAACCGACUCAUCACCGGCUGAGACGGGCUCGUCUUCAGGAGGCGGCUCCUCCAACAACACGGGCGCGAUAGUGGGAGGUUUUGUCGGCGGUGUUGCUGUGGUGGCCAUCGCGGCUUGCGUCAUCGUCUGGAUGCUCGUCCGGCGGAGGCGGGGAGCGAAGAAGGAGACACCUCCGGCGUCAACCCCGGGCCAGGACUCUUAUAUGACUGGCCAGCCGUACGUCCCUUCUUUGACGCCACAACAACAUUACGCGGGAAACGAGGAACAGUACAAGUACCAGUCCGUGCCGCCUGGCGUUUCGCCGCCCCCGGUGAUCCACGAGGCACCGGCGGACUCACAUCCCCCACCUCAGACAUUCCGGGCUGAGCUGGAAGACAGGCCGAGUGAUAGAGUUUAA
Molecule: messenger RNA, 705 nt
Organism: Colletotrichum karsti
Lineage: Eukaryota; Fungi; Ascomycota; Sordariomycetes; Glomerellales; Glomerellaceae
Exons: 2
Coding region: 1-705 (234 amino acids)
Source: RefSeq, a predicted model, not a curated record